AUGCCGUCUCCUCGUAAAGAGAAGCUUGCUUUGAUGAACCACGAUGGCUUGAACUCAUCAGCGAAUAGUUUUAAUCUUCCUAAGCCUCCAUCGAGAGGUCUGGUUGGAACCCCAACUAAACAUGGCUCAAAAGGAACGACAAAUAAUAAUAGUGCCACAGCACUUCAGAAUAUUGGUUUCACUUCUGAUAAGGAAAAUCUCACUCCUGUUUCUAAUACCUUUGCUAAGACCAUGGACAGCAAUAAACCUAAAGAUGUUUCGUCUGAUGCAUCGAAACGUCUCAACGUUCUCAGUCCUAAAUUUGAAAAUGGAAUUUACCAACCGACUCCUAGUUUUGAGACCACAUUGCGUUCGCCCCAGAAAUCUAGUACUAUUAAGCCAAAUACUGUUUCAAACGCAAAAUCGUACGGAGGUAUGAAGGAAAAUGGUUAUGUUUUACGAGUUGAAAGCGACCAAUCUAUUUCAAGACCCCAGGGCAUUUCACAAUUCCACAUGCAACAAGUCUCAACCCCGUCCCAUACUUCUUCAGCUAAUGAGACUGUCAAAGAAAUUCAAACUAGCAAGAGCAUUGCUGAUAUUACAAAUAAAGAUAAUACCAAACCUACAAUUAGUGGAUCCUCAUCUCAACAGUCCACUGGUGAUCUAAUAAACUCUAGUACACCUAAGGUUGCCCCGACAGUUUUCCCCAGUACUGCUUCUGUGGAUGACGAUGAAGAUGAAGAUGAGUUCAUUGAUGCUAAAGAGGACAAUAAUGACAGUUCAUUUCUUGCAAUAAGCCAAUCCAUCAGAAAGACAAAUAUUCCAGAGAAUAAAGCAAUUGAGAGGUACAGCUUUUUGUCCAUUAAGCAGAUAGCCUCAAAUCAAGGACCAUCAUCCACCCAAAUGGGAAAAUUGGAAGGCCAGAUAUCUUCUCCAAAACCAGGCUCAUACGAAUCUGACGACUCGUUGGACAGUUCGCCUGUAUCCCGAAAUACUUUUGCAUUUGCAAGUUUACCAGCUAGAGAACCACUUACUAAGAAAUCGUUGUCCAAGAUUCUCUCCGAUUCACCUGAGUUCUCUAGACACAACUCGAUUGCAGCAGAAGCCGACAGAGCCUUGCGAUUACAAGCUAGUUCUGAGAGAUCUGAGGGACUGCCAGCAGAGAAGAGCGAGGUUCCACCACCACCCAGCGAUGCACCAAAGCGAGAAUCUAUCCCGACAAAGCCUAUUCCAGUAGUGAAACCAACCGUCCGCUCUAGUGUUAUUAAGAACAUUGUAGCCCAAGAAAAUAUCGGUACCUACUCGGCGAUCAAACAAUCGACACAAGCGUCUCAGCGUGUAAGUAGUGUGAAUUCCACAAAGUCAGUAACUCAGAGCAGCCAGCCUACUGCUGAAUCAGUUUCAUCUUCAAAGCUACCUCAAAAAGUCACCGAAACACCAAAGAGACAGUUAGCAGAAGUAAAAGCUCCUGAUAGUGGCAACAGUCUUAUGUCCAGGACUGCUGGAGGUGUUUUGAGAUUUGCAAAGCAGCUUUUCUUUGAGCCCUCGCACGACAAGAUUAAGACUUUACCGGAAGUGCAGCCAACUCCAGCACCGUCGUCAAAACAGGAUACAUGGUCAAGGCUGAUGGCACCCACCUAUGCCAGUACUAGAAAGAAUCUCAACACAUCUCCAGUAAGAAUUCCGUCAUCUGAAGCACCCAGUGUCACAGCUCCACCUAGUCCUAGUCCCUCCUUUGGUGGAGCCAAAUCCACAGUUCAUGUUCUUCCUCCGUCAACUACGUCAACUACGAAAUCAUCCAAUAUUACAGCUGAUGCACCUCCAUCGCCCACUAAGAGUUUACAUCGAGAACCUUUUAAGCAUACGCCGGUGCCGGUGAAAUCUCAACCCCCAACGGUAAAACCACCUUCCAAGCCGGUAAUACCAGCUUCUGCUGCUAAGCCUGCGGCAAACAUAUCUAAAGCAGCUCCAAAAGUAUCCACUACAGCAUCGGCUGCAACCAGUAUUACGGUGACAACGUCAUCUCAGGCAGCCGUAGUUAAAGGGUCGAAUGUCAAGCUCACAAAACAGCAACUCCAACCGAAACAACAGCCUUCAAGUCAGCCGAAGGUCACCUUGAAACUUCCUCUUACCGGGAGAAAAGAUCCCAUGGCUGAAAAUAAAGGAACAAAUACAAAUACUUCUGUUUCUGGAAACUCAGCUUCUGCAUCGCUUAACCUUACAAGUAGCACAAGUUCUAGAGGAAACCCGGUUAUUGGACCGGGUACUUCUUUGAAUCCCAAAGCUCAAAGUAGACCAAUAGCACCUGCCACUAUCAAAAAAGACAUACCGAGCACAACUCAUCCAAAAGUACCGCCAUCCUCUAAUAUUCAGUCGAUAAGCAAGCCAACGAUUCCAGUAUCAGGUGCUGCUGACAGUGCUACUUCGCAACCGAGAAUUAUACAAAAAGCUCGCUUUGAUCAAGAUAAAUCAAAGAAGCGUACAUCUGAUCAAGCCUUUACUACUCCUAUGCCGGAGCGUUCAGGCGUCCUAACUUCAGGUGGACUUAAGAAAGCUAAAACCCCAGGGCUGACUAAGACUCCUUCUACUGCUAGCACCUCUACACUGGGAAUGGUAGGCUCUCAACUCAAGAAGCCAUCGCAUGCCACUUCAGGUUCAAUGAUGAAGUCUACAUUACUCCAACAGGCCAAGGUAGUUGCUUCCAAUAGUAUCCCACAGGUUGAAGGAGUUAAAUUUUCAAACGACAAAAUUCGAUUUGGAGGUCAAUCAUCCACAGCUACGACGCCUGGACAAACUUCCACAAAGACACCAAGUACCCUCAGACAAGUCACAAGCAUCAACAGUAACAGCAAGCCUCAUGGACUUAUAUUUACUCCCCAAGCUCAGCAACAGCGACAACAGCUGAUGCUGCCAGAGACGAUCCUACCAGAAAUCAUGUCAGAGUCGGAAGAUGACGACGAUGGUAACAUUCUCCAGGAUUGGGCCAACUCACCAGAGUUGAGAUCAAUGCUCAUCAGGCAACAAAAGAUCGAUCCUGAUCAGGUAUUCGGACCCAUUGCCCCUCUGCAUAUGGACGAGAUUUUUAAACAGUCGCGGGUAUCUAGAUUUAGACCCCGUAGUUCUUCGGCUAAUUGGUCGGGACAAGACAGGUUGACUCAGCAAGAGAUUGAACGGUAUGCUCAAGAAAUGGGCUAUAGGAAGGACUAG
Messenger RNA from Sugiyamaella lignohabitans, 3186 nucleotides. It is a transcript of the gene SLI15, whose product is annotated as Sli15p. The coding region runs from base 1 to 3186 and encodes 1061 amino acids. The record is from RefSeq and is a predicted model, not a curated record. The transcript has a single exon. Lineage: Eukaryota; Fungi; Ascomycota; Dipodascomycetes; Dipodascales; Trichomonascaceae.